AUGAGUGACACUCCAAGUUCACCAGUUGACAUGAUAUGUCGCUCCAUGAAGCGAUUCUUCCACAUCAAGGUGUUCAUGCUGGUGCAACAAAGAAAGGCUUGCUGUAGUAGUCCCAUGCUCGUACAACACAGUGGUGAGUUCCCUGCGUGCGAUUUGAGUCGUUCUAGGGGUUUUGCACUGAAACUCAACGAGUCAGGUGAGUUUCAGGGCUCGAAACGCACCCGUCUUGACCUUCCGUUGAAGGGAACCGGUCACAAUUACAAAUCUUGUUUCUGCAGAGAGUGGCUUCAAAUUCAAAAAAAGUCCCAGACUUUCCGAAAUUCCCAGGAGGUUGUUCCCAAGACGGGAGAUGACAACCGUUGUUUCCAACAUGAUCCUGCUAAGCCAUAUAGGACCUGA
Prunus armeniaca (apricot) is the source of this 399-nucleotide messenger RNA. Lineage: Eukaryota; Viridiplantae; Streptophyta; Magnoliopsida; Rosales; Rosaceae. The record is from the annotation of a GenBank genome assembly.